This is a messenger RNA of Phodopus roborovskii (desert hamster), 1956 nucleotides long. It is a transcript of the gene Capzb, whose product is annotated as capping actin protein of muscle Z-line subunit beta. Gene Ontology annotation, biological process: negative regulation of filopodium assembly; regulation of lamellipodium assembly; actin cytoskeleton organization. Gene Ontology annotation, molecular function: actin filament binding. The coding region runs from base 290 to 1123 and encodes 277 amino acids. Lineage: Eukaryota; Metazoa; Chordata; Mammalia; Rodentia; Cricetidae. The record is from RefSeq and is a predicted model, not a curated record. Gene Ontology annotation, cellular component: cytoplasm; F-actin capping protein complex. The transcript is spliced from 10 exons.
CGCCCACUCGACCACAGGGCCCACCCCUGUCCCCGCCCCCCGCGCAGAGCUCCAUACUUGGCGAUCGCCGCGGCCCCGCUCGCUCAUUGGUCGCGAGCUGGCGGCGUGGGGGGCGGGCCGGGCUGGCCGGGGCGGGGAAGGAAGGUGGCGGCGGCCCGGCGCAGGGGGGGAGGGGGGUGCUGACCCGGAUGUUCACUCUUGGGCACCCGGGGAAGUGGAAGCGCCGGGCCCUGCUGCGGGGGGGAGAGCUACAGACGCCGGGACAGGGACCGUCGCCGCCGCCGCCACCAUGAGCGACCAGCAGCUGGACUGUGCCUUGGACCUAAUGAGGCGCCUGCCUCCACAGCAGAUAGAGAAAAACCUCAGUGACCUGAUCGACCUGGUCCCCAGUCUGUGUGAAGAUCUCCUGUCUUCGGUUGACCAGCCACUGAAAAUUGCCAGAGACAAGGUGGUGGGCAAGGAUUACCUUUUAUGCGACUACAACAGAGAUGGGGACUCCUAUAGGUCACCGUGGAGUAACAAGUAUGAUCCUCCUUUGGAAGAUGGGGCCAUGCCGUCUGCUCGACUGAGAAAGCUAGAAGUGGAGGCCAACAAUGCCUUCGACCAAUACCGAGACCUGUAUUUUGAAGGUGGCGUCUCAUCUGUCUACCUCUGGGAUCUGGAUCACGGCUUUGCUGGAGUGAUCCUCAUAAAGAAGGCUGGAGACGGGUCAAAAAAGAUCAAAGGCUGCUGGGAUUCCAUCCAUGUGGUGGAAGUGCAGGAGAAGUCCAGUGGCCGGACCGCCCAUUACAAGUUGACCUCCACAGUGAUGCUGUGGCUGCAAACCAACAAAUCUGGCUCCGGCACCAUGAACUUGGGAGGCAGCCUGACCAGACAGAUGGAGAAAGAUGAAACCGUGAGUGACUGCUCUCCACACAUAGCCAACAUCGGGCGCCUGGUGGAGGACAUGGAAAAUAAAAUCAGAAGUACACUGAAUGAGAUCUACUUUGGAAAAACAAAGGAUAUCGUCAAUGGGCUAAGAUCUCUUGAUGCUAUCCCUGACAACCACAAGUUUAAGCAGUUGCAGAGGGAGCUUUCUCAAGUGCUGACCCAGCGCCAGGUCUACAUCCAGCCUGAUAAUUGAGCCGAUCCAGGUCUGUGCAGACGUUUGCAGACAAAUCAAAGCAAGAAGCUCUCAAGAACGACCUGGUGGAGGCCUUGAAGAGAAAGCAGCAGUGUUAAAACCUCUGCUUCGCGCUAACUGGACACGCCAUGCACUCGUUAGAUUCCUUUCUUAGAAAACUCGUUUUCUGCUCCUUUUCCCUCUUCCUCUCCCUCCCCGAUGGGUCACACAUAACAGUUUGCAUCGACCACGCAGCGCCAUCGCUCCCCAAGAAUAAAGCCCGAUAACCACCUUCCUCUGGCUCCAAGGCCUGCUUCCCACGACGUUUCCAUAGAGACCGUGUGGUUUUUGUUCGCCUGGGCCCCGUCUUCCUCCCCUCUCCCAUUUAUAAGCAUAAAUACACAGUCAGCCACUGCGCCCUCCCAUCUUUUUGUUACAUUGGUGUAAAAAAUGUAAAACAAAAAACUUUUAUGAACUAACUGGUGUGUGAAAGAGAAGAAAAACUGGAAAUCUGAUUCCAUGUGUGUUUGGGAGUUGCUUGGAGUUGGGGGCCGGAGGGACAGGGGACAGCUGUGGAGCACCGAGAGAGGUCUUCAGCACUGUCCUGCACAGAUGUGCCCAUCCCAAGGAGACCAUGGUGGGGGUGGGGGCUGGCAACCGGCUGCUCUUCUGGCCAGGUGCUUUUCUGUCGAUUUUUAUGGAAUGCAAAAGGAGUUUUUGUUUUAUUUUGGUUUUUUUUUGUAAAGCUUAAACAAACAAAAAAGAAAUCUACAUCUUCUACUUGAGCCUCCAUACUUAAAAAAAAAAAGGAAAAAAAAGAACAAAAAAAUAAAUAAAAAGAAACUGGGACACAG